Messenger RNA from Daphnia pulicaria, 4125 nucleotides. RefSeq lists its product as uncharacterized. Lineage: Eukaryota; Metazoa; Arthropoda; Branchiopoda; Diplostraca; Daphniidae. The transcript is spliced from 3 exons. Gene Ontology annotation, molecular function: GTP binding. The coding region runs from base 144 to 3962 and encodes 1272 amino acids. The record is from RefSeq and is a predicted model, not a curated record.
UUUGGUUUGCGUCACGGAGCUCUACGAACCUAAACAGAGUCAUAAAUGAUAAUAAGGGAGCCAAACAAAAUGGAAUUAGUUCAGUGAGAGAAGUUUUGGUGUUGUAAGCCUGGCGUGGAAAACUACAGUCACAGAACGCGGACAUGGCGGACAACAAAGCGAUCGAGCAGCACCUCACUAAGAUGACCGUGUUGGGAGGUCGAUUCCAACUAGGUGGCUUAUACGACUAUCGAAACGACUACGCUCUUCCAGAUGGUCAGUAUUGGGAAUCGCAUGAUGUGGCAUCCGCCACUCGAGUCGACGACCAGUUCAAGCUCGAAUUAGAACGACCGGACUCUGAGUUUACUAACAGCAAGUGGGAAAACAUGGGACUUGACGAUCACCUGAAAGCCACCGUCAUAGCUGGUCUUAUUGAAAAGUACCGCGGUGCUGUUGGCUACCUGAAUCACCGACAAGGACUGGAACAAGUCAGUCGAACAUUAAUUUGCCGGAUUAGCAAAUGGCAAGAAAAUUUAGAUAUAGGCCUACCAACUCUCUUUAAUAAAAAGACUCCACUUAAUCAUGGUUCUGGAGAAGACAUAUCGCCCAAAUCGGAAAUAUGUCCAACCCAUGUUGUGACUGGAAUAACCUACGGAGUGGAAGCUUACUGUGUACUAACGCAGGAGCUCAACGACAACAAAAAAGACGAAGAGGCUCGAGAGGCUGCCGAGGAAUACCUGUCAAACAUAGCGGCCAAGAUGGAAGAAGCUUUAAAAGAAAACUUUAAUUUAACGGAUUUUAAGGAUCAAUUGAAAAAAGAAGAGAAAAAACAGAUGAGCCGUUUGAAAUGUCAUUUAUACGUUGAUCUCCAGACUAAGGCUAUCCACGAAUGCAGCGUCCUCGAGGCCUACAAAUACUGUCUCAAACUCAUCCAGCAAGUUCGAAAAUCUGAUGUCAGAAACACCAGCAAAGUCGUCCCGAUUGCCGUCCACCUUUUCCCUCUUAAAGUGAUCAUGGAGCAAGCUGGAGGAGUACUGGGUGGUGCACCAAUCCAAUACCAAGACGUCGACGCCGAAUUGAUAGAUCGUUGUUACCAAGUUUUGGAUAAACUGGAGCAAGUCGAUGCAAACAUCGACGUCGUCCGUAAAAGUAACAAAGAAUUCGGCUCUGCCUCUUUCAAUCAGCUUGAAAAAACUUUAACUAAAUACAAAGAACUUAUGAAAAUGAGCUUAAAAAAUGGAGUAAUGAAGACCCGUAAAAACGGUGACGAGGACGAGAUGGAAACAGUCGUCAAUAUUGUCGAAACUCACCCACUUUUCAGCCCGUCUCAACUGAAACGUUGGCUUCGCUACAAACAGGCCGAAUUCGAAAUGAUAAGUAAAAUAACGAAGAACAAAAUUGUCCUCUUGGCUGACCAAAAAGAACUUGAAAAAGAACUGUCCGACUCUUUGAAUAAGAACUACGCUCUGGUGAUGAGCGUUCCGCCGCUGGAUGAGCGGACGAACGAUAUCCUAUUAGAGAUGAAAAAUUACGUUGAAACCUACACGAGACUAGUAGACGAAAUAGAACACUCUACUAGCAAUGAAGACAGUGAUGAAAAUAACGGCGAGGCUAAGGAAGAUAAACCAUGGCACAUGAUCGAAAGAAAACAGAAGGAUGUGCUUAUGAAAGUCAGCGAGUUUGCCGCCUACGCGGAUAAGAAUAAACACCUGGAGAACAAAGUUCAGUUCUUAAUCUUAUUUGGGGAGAGAGGAAGCAAGAAACUCUCAUGCCGCUAUUCCGUCUAUGAAGACGAAACUCUACUUCAGAGCAAGAUGAAACAAUUGCCCGGGCCUCCCACUAUGCUGCAGGUUCGCACCUCGGAGAUCAGAAAUACAAACAGUGCUGAAAUCAACAUUUAUGUAAAGUGGAAUUAUGAAGACCUCGAUUUCCCGUGCCACUUUAUCGUGGAAUACCAGUUGAAUGACAAACCUGGUAAAAUACAACGAAAAACGACGAAGCCGGGCGAAUCUCAAAUGAGGAUCCCAUACAAAAUCGGAUCGACGAUGAAGAUUAGAGUGGCGACCGACUCUUGCAUCGGCCAAAGUGAAUUUAGCGAAACGAUCGACGUAGAAACGGUCUUGGAAGCUAACGAAAAUGAAGAGGCGAACUUGGAAAACAAAUCGGAACAUACGAUAGAAAUUUCAAAAGCAGAAAUUCCCGCAACAUCUGUCAAAAACGAGACUGGAAAUGGCGGACAUGAAACGAUUUCUGAGGUCCGUUUCGCUGAAAGGAUUGCGAAAAAUUGCAAAACUAUCGGAAGGCUUAACGGGAUGGAUUUGUAUGCUGUUCCUCUGAUUCAAUCCACCGAGUCAAGUCCAUCGGCCCAACGUUUCACCUUCAAAGAAACCGACGGCCUUGAAGGAAAGAUGCAGCACAAAACGAUCCUGAUUAUGGGCGCCACCGGUUCCGGCAAGACGACGCUCAUCAACUGCAUGAUCAAUUACAUUUUCGACGUGCAGUGGGAAGACCCGUUCCGUUUCCAGCUGAUCCAAGAACAGGUGACCGGAAGUUCGAAAGCUGAGAGUCAGACGAGCCACAUCACGGCUUACGUCAUCCAUCACGCGGAGGGAUUCCGCAUCCCUUACUCUCUGACUAUCGUCGACACGCCCGGCUACGGCGACACCAAAGGCCUCGACCGGGACCAGGAAAUCACCAACAUGGUUCGCAAGUUUUUCGAAGACGACAGAGGCAUCCAGGAAUUGGAUGUGAUCGGAUUUGUCGUUCAAGCUAGUCUUCCUCGUUUGACACCAACUCAGAAAUAUAUCUUCGACUCGGUGCUUUCAAUCUUUGGAAACGAUGUGAAAGAGAACAUCAACUUUUUGUUACCUUUCGCCGACAGUCAGGUGCCGACUGUGUUGAAGGCCAUCGCCGGGACCGGUCUACCCUAUCCGAAAGACCCUCAGACUGGCGAUCCGGUCCAUCACAAAUUCAACAAUUCCAGCUUCUUUUGUUUUAACGGGCCGGCAGAAAGCGAAGCAAGUAAUGACGAAAACACAUCUUUUGAUCAUUUCUUCUGGCGAAUGGGGAUAGAGAAUUUCAAGCGCUUCUUUUCCGUUUUAACUACGAAGAAAACACAGUCUCUGGUAUUAACAAAACAAGUGCUUGACGAGAGAAAGCGGCUGGAAGCGACAGUGGACGGACUCCAGCCGCUCAUCAAAAUCGGAUUGACCAAGAUGGAAGAGAUGAGGAAGACGAAAAUGGUUAUUGCCAACAGCCAAGCGCAAAUCGAAGCCAACGAAAACGUCCACUUCGAGGUCGAGGUCACUAGGCCAAAAAAAGUUGACAUUCCAGCCGGCCAGUAUCUAACCAAUUGUAACAAGUGCUAUGUUACAUGCCACAAUCCGUGCCAAAUCCCAAACGACGAAAGGAAAGUCAACUGUGAUGCCAUGGAUCGUUCCAUGCCAGAGGAAACUCGUACCUGUAAAAUUUGCCCUAAUAAGUGCAUCUGGAACAUGCACUCCAACCAAUCGUAUAGGUGGGAAUAUGUCAAAGAGAAGCAGGUCACCUCAUCAGGCACCAUUAAACAAAAAUACGAAUCAGAACGAAAGAAAAAGCUAACAGCCAAGGAGUUGGUGGAAAUUCUGGAGAAGGACGUCGAGGAAAACAACAAAAUUGUACUGGAACGUGUCGAAAUGGUUACUCAAUGCAUCAAGAGGCUGGAUGAGAUCGCCCUGCGUCCGAAUCCUUUCUCAACGCCCGAGUACAUCGAUUUGAUUAUAACCACCGAGCAGCGGGAAAAAAGUGUCGGCUUCAAGAAGAGAAUCGAGAGUUUGAAAAAACUGCGUCAAAUGGCUAUCAUUACCAGCAAAGUGAAAAAUAAUGAAAGUCUGAUGAGCUUGGACGAAAACGACGAUGAAAUUCCCGGAGACGAUUUGGAUUAUAACGGAGUUUCGGUGCACAGCAAGGCUGACCGUAACAUGUUUGAAAAUUCAUUUGUGUGAGAAAUUAAACUUUUAUAAAAAAAAUUGUCAAGUUUAAGUGGCAUUGAAUAUUCAGGUUUUAGCCAAGCAUUGCUUUUCUUUAAGUUGCCUUUUGAUUACUUUACCUGUAAUAAAUUACACUGUAGAAAAAAUCAUUACAUUACAUAGUUUCUCUAAUACAAUU